AAAUAAAGGGAGAUACUUUAUUCUUCAUAUUAGUUAAGGAAAAACUUAUAAAAUGGGCGCAGCAGUAUUACCCUUCAUCAUAUUCACCGUUCUUUGGGGAGGUAUUGGAGGAGUACUACCAUUUUUUGUUCCUAAAGGUCCAAACAGAGGGAUCAUUCAAGUUAUUUUGAUGCUGACGGGGGUAUGCUGCUGGUUAUUCUGGAUAUGUUGUUAUGUGGCUCAGAUGAACCCUCUCAUUGGUCCUAAAGUUGACAGAAACACUAUUCUUUGGAUGGCAAAACAGUGGGGAAAUGAAAUUGCUCAAAGUCCCAUUUAAUUGGGGAACAUAGAUUUCAUUUAUGGAUCCAAACCAUAUUAUGAAUCAUUUUUAGAGGAAAAAUUUCAGAUCUAGCUAUUAGCUGUGAGAAUUCUAUUUAUAUAGUUUCAAAUUUAUUCAUGAUUCCAGACAUUAUUGUGUCCAUUUCAAAUUAAUUUACAUGAUUAUUGUUGUUUUCUGAUUUUACAUUACCCAGAUUUAUUAUGUAUAUAUUAAUUUAUGUCUAUAAACUGUUUAAGAUCCAGGUGAA
Phaedon cochleariae (mustard beetle) is the source of this 566-nucleotide messenger RNA. The record is from the annotation of a GenBank genome assembly. NCBI's taxonomy places the organism in Eukaryota, Metazoa, Arthropoda, Insecta, Coleoptera, Chrysomelidae.